Klebsormidium nitens is the source of this 2871-nucleotide messenger RNA. Lineage: Eukaryota; Viridiplantae; Streptophyta; Klebsormidiophyceae; Klebsormidiales; Klebsormidiaceae. The record is from the annotation of a GenBank genome assembly.
GUGAGGUUUGAAGCAGGACGCCGCCUCUUCGACUGGAACUGAAGCAGUGAAAGGGCGGCCGCUGUAGCCGGGACUGCUGUUGUCGGGGACUUCUUUCAAUGGCUUGUUGACAUGACCUCAGGAGCGUCUAGCUUUGUGACUCAGUAUUCUGAGCUGCUACUGAGGGGCAGCCUCCUUACAACAACUGCAGCAAACAUGGACGACUACAUGUCAUUGUUAUGGACUUUGCAGAGCAUGAAUCAGGGACUAGCAUCCUUCAAACAGUGUUGCUUAAGCUCCUUGAGAGAGUUCUUGAAGUGUAAGCUGCAGACCUACACAACUGUUGGAACAGUCUCACAUCAGCCAACAUCCUGUCGGACAAUACGUUCCAAUUCCUGCGCUUUCAGAAACCGCGCUGCAAGGCGGGUAAGACAGUAUUUUGCAUCCAAGUACAAUCCCGGCAAGCUGGUGUGGCGUUUGCCUGCUGAGCAGAGCGCUGCCAAGUCAGGCCACCAUGGGGGGCAUUCUGGCGUGCAAGCAGGGCACAUUGCUACUGCUGCUGCUGCUGGCACUGGCUGCGGUGGGCUCCCAAGCUACCAGUAAUGCGCACCGGAAGCUGGGUCAGCUGGCGACGGACGCGCUGUCAGCCCCUGCACCUCUGUGCUCAGAAUCGUUAGCGGACACGCCCCUGGCCCCCAGCCUGGUCCCCAACGACUUCUCCGGCGGGCGCGCCCCCGCUGCCUGGGAGUGCUACAUGUGCCGCCGCAACUCGUCCCGCCUGCACGUUCCGCGCAACAAGCGCUGGGUGGAGACCCCGCGGCAUGCCCUGCUCAACACCUCCAGCGGGGUGGCAGUCACCGUCAACAACCUGCAGCCCGGCUGGACCCACCAGAUCCUGGCCUGGGUGCGGCUGGUGAACACGACGACCUCGCACACGCUGUCGGUGUGCUUCAUCCCGCACGUUAACGGCAACCGGUGUGCGGGGGCGGUCACGGUGGUGCAGGCGGGGUGCUGGACGCAGGUGCAGGGCGGCUUCACCCCCGCCACGGCCUCCGCCAAGAUGCUGCUGUCGGGCGUGCCCGCGGGCGUGGGCAUGCAGGUGCACAGCUUUGUGGUGGCCGCGCUGGACCCCGCGCAGGAGCGCGCGCGACAGGCGCAGCUCAUCGACCAGCACCGCAAGAGCGACGUGGUGGUUCACUUCCAGACGUCUGCGGGCGCCCCGGUGGCAGGCGCUGCGUACACGGUGGAGCAGGUGCGGUCGGGCUUCCCGUGGGGCGUGGACAUCAACCCCACCGUGGCGCAGCAGCCCGCCUACUCUGCCUUCCUGCAGUCGCUCUUCAACCAAGUGCAGCUCUGGUGCGGCUGGACUUCCAUCGAGCGGGUGGAGGGCCAGUUCGACUUUGCUGACGUGGACGUGAUGCUGGCAUGGGCUGCCGCGCACGGCAUGGCCGUCAACGGGCCGGCCCUCAUCUGGGAGGACCUCCGCGACGGCAUCCCGCAGUGGGUGCAGGACAAAGUGAAAACGCCGGCGGACAAGGCGGUGCUGGACCAGCUCAUCUCGCGCUUCAUCGAUGCGAUCAUGGGCCACUUCAGCGGGAAAGUCAAUUCUUACACCGUCGACAACGAAGGCCUUCACAAAACAUUCGUCAACGACAUGGGAGGGGAUGACAGCAUCGCUCGGCUGUAUAAGGAGGUCCGGGCCAACGACCCGACGACGCCGCUCAUCUUCAACGAAUAUAACGUGGCGGAGUCAUGCUGGCACGACUUCGGCGACCCGGGCACCCCCGAGGCCCUGGUGGCGCACGUGCGACGCGUGCAGGGGCUGGGGGGCGACGUGGACAUUGUGGGCUUGCAGUUCCAGGUGCAGCCAGACCAGACGGACCCCACGCGCUUCCGCCAAUCGAUCGCGAAGAUCGCGCAGCUGGGGCUGCCCAUCUGGGUGACGGAGCUCAACUGGGCGCUGGGCGUGCGCAACGACACGGCGCGCGCGGCCCUGGCGGAGGUGGCGCUGCGCGAGCUGUUCUCCAACCCGGCGGUGGCGCACAUCAGCCUGCAACACAUCGUGCCCAGCUUCGGCCAGACCCCGGCCACGUGCCCCACGUGCCUCUUCGACGAGGCCGGCGCGCCCAACGAGGUGGGGCAGGUCUUCCUCGCCCUGCGCCAAGAAUGGGCCACGCGCGGCGUCGCCGGCACCACCUCCAGCGACGGUGCAGCGCAGACCUUCCGGGGUUUCCACGGCGACUACCAGGUGGAGAUCAACGGGCAGUUCAAGUAUUUCUCCAUCCUGCAAGGCGUGGACGGCGUCCAGAGCGUGACCAUCACCCUCUAGGCACGGCCGCACUCACGCGGAGGGGCGGCCAGCCGGGAGCAUCACGGCUGUGCGCUAUUCGAGGCUCAACCAGGACGAAGGAUCUGACCGGCCAUUGCCGCUCAAUAGGAUUGGUAGGGACAGGAUCUCGUAGUAGAUCAUUCGUACUAGGACCGUCAAGGUACAGCGAUAUAAAAAUACGUUGGUAUUUGUGGCCACAUUCGGCCUCUAGGUACAGCUACAGCUCGGGGUUACGCAAAGGUAUUGGCAGGUUUUGCGCGCAGGACGACGUGACUUUACCAGCUAGUCAAAUUGAUUCAGAAUUCUUUGACUGCCAAGUCGACCGUAGACGUUCAUCAUCUUGAUGAACAGAGAGCAUUAGGUGCUGAUGACAGGACAACUUGUCAUAGGUGUUGUGCACAUAGAAAAAAAUCGUCGAAGCACAGUAACUAGAACUCAGAAUCACUUCAGACUGUCUUCACAUCAUCUCGGAUAAAUCUAGCCUAGGAUCUCGAUGAGAGUAGUAAGCACCUUGUACGCCGGUGUAUCAACUCAUUUGCAGACUCGUUGGCCAUCAGUAGCAC